GGGCACGCUGGCGGCGGGCAGCCUCUACCGCCGCGGCGAGGCCGGCAGGGCGCCGGGAAAGCAUCGGCGGCGGCAGAGAGCGCAGCGCAGCGCCACCCCGGCCCCGCACGCCGCCACGGUCCCGAGGCAGGCCCGCCGGUAACCCGGCCCGGCCCGUUAUUCUGUAGCCCAGGCAGCAGAGGGGCGCUGGCAGCGCCGGGGCCGCCUCCGCCGCGCUCGAACGGCGCGGAGUAGAGGGGGGGGGAGGCCGCACCAGCCCCCACCCCCGGGAGUUUUAAAGGGGCAGCGCCCCGGCGCGGCGGCGGGCCCGGGGGUGCCGGGCAGGGAGGCGGCAACGGGGCCGGUCCCGCCGGUGCGGCCCGCGCGGCGGGCGGGCGCGGGAGGGAGGGGCGGGCGGGGGCUGGGUGUCUCCUGCUGCUGCUGCUGCCGCCACAGCGCUCGCCGCCUCCCCUCCCCCCCGGCGGGGGCUCCUCGCUGCAGCCUCUGUGCUCCGCUCUCGGUCAUGUGACCCUAACGUAACCGGACAGGAAAAGCCGCCGCCGCCGCCGCCGCCGCGCUGACUCCGUUGUUGCUGCUGCUGGGCGCGGAGACGGCGGCGGCCCGCGCGGCACCAGGCGCCUCGGCGGCCCGCGCCCCCCAGAGUGUAAAAAAAUGGAUUUGGCCAACCAUGGACUUAUUCUGCUGCAGCAGCUAAAUGCCCAGAGAGAGUUCGGUUUCCUGUGUGAUUGCACAGUGGCCAUUGGUGAUGUCUACUUCAAGGCACACAAAUCAGUCCUCGCUUCUUUCUCCAACUACUUCAAGAUGUUGUUUGUUCAUCAAACCAGUGAAUGUGUCCGCUUGAAAGCGACUGACAUACAGCCAGAUAUCUUCAGUUAUCUCUUGCAUUUGAUGUACACGGGGAAGAUGGCACCGCAACUUAUUGACCCAGUUCGACUAGAACAGGGAAUAAAGUUUCUGCAUGCAUAUCCACUAAUUCAAGAGGCCAGCCUUGCAAGUCAGGGAACCUUUUCUCACCCGGAUCAAGUUUUUCCAUUAGCAUCUUCAUUAUAUGGCAUUCAGAUUGCAGAUCACCAGAUAAGGCAUCCCACUAAGGUUUCAUCAGCAACUGACAAACUCGGGCGAGAACCAAGGCCACAGACGUCGCGAAUGAACCAGGAGCAGGUUUCCGAAGGCUCGCAGCUCUCGCAGUUAGCUACAAAUCUGCCACAAGUGACCCGGACGAAUAUGUCUGCUUCUGACCCAUUGCCAUCUUCUUUAUCUCCAGAAUUGGUAUCUGCUGCUGGUAAUAAUUCACCUUCAGGAGAAGAGGCCAACAUGGAAGCAUCUUCUUCAGAUGAACAGCCUGCCUCACUCACAAUAGCCCAUGUCAAGCCAAGCAUUAUGAAAAGGAAUGGAAGCUUCCCAAAAUACUAUGCCUGCCACCUCUGCGGUCGCCGGUUUAAUCUGCGAAGUAGUUUGCGUGAGCACCUGCAGAUCCACACGGGAGUUCCCUUCACGUCUAACCAGCAGGGAGAAAGCAAUAUGUCUUUGUCUCUCUGUAAUAACACAGGUGAUAAAGAUGCCGUGGAAGUGCCUGAAGCAGGGAUGAUCAGUGACAGCGAGCUGCAGCAGAUCUCAGACUCCCCAAUAAUUGACGGGCAGCAGCAGUCAGAGACACCGCCCCCCUCUGAUAUCGCAGACAUAGACAACUUGGAGCAGGCGGAUCAAGAGAGGGAAGUAAAAAGACGGAAAUACGAAUGUUCCAUCUGUGGUCGCAAAUUUAUUCAGAAAAGCCACUGGAGGGAGCACAUGUACAUACACACUGGCAAGCCCUUCAAGUGCAGCACUUGUGACAAAAGCUUUUGUAGGGCUAACCAGGCUGCCAGACACGUGUGCCUAAACCAGAGCAUGGACACGUACACCAUGGUGGACAAACAGACUCUGGAACUCUGUACUUUUGAGGAAGGCAGUCAAAUGGACAACUUGCUAGUACAGACCAACAAGCCCUACAAAUGUAACUUGUGUGACAAAACGUUUUCCACUCCCAAUGAAGUAGUCAAACAUUCGUGCCAAAAUCAAAACUCUGUCUUUACACUAGAAGAAGAUCGCUCCAUUCUGCUAGGUGGUGGGGACACAGAAGCCACAGAGACUGAUAAUGCAGUGUUAGCCUCCAUCAAAAAGGAGCAGGAAGCAGUGUUGUUAGACUGAAUGUGAAACCUGUAUCAAUUUUUUAAAGUUUCUUUACUCAUUUUUUAUUAAAUCAAUUUUUUCCUCCCCCCACCUCUUACCUCACAUACCCCUGCCAUCUUUUCCACCUGCCUCCUUCCCACCCUUUGUCUUCAGCAACCAGAACUGUACCGGCACGUUAGGAAAUUGGACUUUGCCUCUCCCACCAAAACAAACAAAAAGCUUUGCGUCAAACCACAACAUAAUUGAUUUUAAUACAAAGGAACAUGUGAAAAAAUAAUCCAGCUAACUAUGUUGAUAGUAUUAGUUAAUCCAAAUUUAAUAGAUUUUAAACAAAAUUUAGAUUGCUUAAAAGUGUAUUUAGAUACAAUGAUGAACGUAAUGAGAAAGAGAGCAUCAGUUUGGUAAGCAAAGAAAAAAAAUAUAUAUAUUUAUAUUAGUUUCCCUGGUAAAAGGCAUUUUGAGAUCUGGCAGAUUAAAACACCAUGCUUUUUAGAAGUCCAUGUGCAAGUUGGUUAAGGUUAUAACUUAAAACUCUCAGAACUUUUCUCAGUGAAUGUAAAAAUCUCUGUUCAUUGAGUUAAAAAGAGCUGCGGGUGUCGGGUUUCUAUUAGCCUUACAUUUUCCUUCACGUAUGCCUUUGGGUAUCUGUUUCAGAUAGCAUCAUUGAGUCAAGCAAAGUAGUUACUUGGUCAGUUUUGACUUAAGUAGCUGAAAUAAUAAUGUGAUGGCAAUCUUUAUAUAUAUAUAUAAAAAACACUGUAUAUGUAUAAAGAUUUUUAUAUAUAUAUAUUUAGAAAGUGUUUGUGUGUAUAUUGGGUACAGGCAAAUAAAUGCACACGUCCUUUUUAAGUAACGGGCCGUCUACGCUCAGAUUCAGCCCAGAAAGUCUUUUCGUUGUUUGACAAAACUAGUCAUGGCACGGUUAUUUUUAAUCAAAUGUAAAGCAUCCCAAGCUGUGUGCAUUUUUAUUGGCCUGUUGAGGAGAAGCUAAGUGUUGUCACCCAAGCUACAAAGGGAACUAGAGAAUUCCAUACUGGUGAGCAUCGUGCCAUUGUUAGCGCAGCACAAGCAUGGAUUGUUAGCUGUAGGUUUGAGUCAUUCUGGAUGGAAGGAAAGAGACAAGCUUUUUACCCAGGCAAGGAAUGUCCACAAUUUCAUUUGGUUUAAUGGCAUGAGUUAAGAGGAAAAAGUGGUGCAGAGACAUUGUAGUAAUAGGGGAUCAUGGUUGUUUUAAAGUGAAUCUGUAGUGCUGGCUGGCAAAUUUUGCUCUGUGAGCGUCCCAUUAUUUUCAAAGCCAAGACAAAGUCUGCAAAACCUGAAAGGAUUCUGUAGUUAGUUACUGCUGACGGUAGCACUGCAUCUUUGUGUUCAAAAUCAAGUUGUUGAUUCUUCUUAUUUUAUAUAGAUGCCCGGACUUCUUGCUGGUAGUCUAAAACCCUAAACUGACAGCAGCAAUGAAGCCCACCGAGCAAUUACUGGGCCAACAGAAGGCGUAAGCGGACAGAAUAAGUGCCCCAUCGUAAAUGGAGACGGUGUGUGUUUUGGGGGGAGGGGCGGGAGAGGGCAAGUCACAAACUACAGCUCUUCUCUGCAUAUACAUUUAAACUGAGUAUCAUCUUUUUGUGUAUAGUUAAGUUCUCAGAUUUGUAAGUUUUUAUACAUCAUUUCAUUGAAUAAAAACUGAAUUAAAUGGGAUAUGAUUUAUUGAGUUGAAGGUGAAAGGUUGUUGGCUUUCAGCCUUCCUGAAAGAGCUCUUACUGAACUGGUUUAAAAGCUAAGCAAUGUAUUCUGUUUGUCAGACUGAAACCUCCAUCAUACAUCUGAACAAAUAGUUUACUAAAGGUUAAAGCAGUGGAUUUAGCACAAAAAAAAAAUCACUGCAUACUCAUUUUUUUCCAGUUUAUUAUAAUGUGACAAUUAUUGUAAAGCUUAUUGUAAGUGGUGUUGAGUUUAUUAUCUCUCUUGUAUUAGAGUAAUAAUUUAAAAUCAAUUUAUUUUACUUUGAAGUAUAAAAGUGUUUUGAGGUAAAAAAAAACCAACAUCUUACGCAAUUAUUUUAGUGUUGCCCAUUUUAAAACUGGUUUAGGAUCUUCCAGUAUAAUUUCUUUUUUAUUUCAUCUCACUUAACCUGAAAUGCUCUCAGAGUAGGAAAACAAAAGAAUACAUCUUUUCUGAUUCAGGGUAAGGUUGGCUUUUGAGGUAGCUGUGGUUUAGGGGGUAGUCACAACUUCAUUUCCAAAAUGACUACAGCUGCCAAAGGUGCUGCUGCCUCAGCUAUCAGCUACUGCUUAGUCAGAUGCUCAUGUUUUUUCAGAGCUCCAGCUCUGCUCCCGUGCAGAGUACAACAGCUCAACGUUCCAGGUAGCUGGUUGCCUCAGAGGGGUACACAUGGAUGGCCACACCAUUUUUUGUGAGACAUUCAGCAGCCCCAGGUUUUUACCUUAUUCCUACUCUCACCUCUCCUUCUCCAUUGUUUGGAGAACAUGUUGAAUGGGCUCAAGUGUUGAAAAACAACCAGUCUUUAAAAGUGCUAUUUUUCUGUAAAAUUUGUUCCCUGUUUCAGCUUUGCAGAGGGUUUUAGGCAACUCAUGGAUUGCACAAGGGCAGAAACAAGCAGGGAGGAGGCUUACUGAAGCCAGUGUUGCUGCUGGCAACAUCCAGGCUGAAGAGGGUGGGAAGUGAUGACUCCCACAUGGGCAGACCCUCAUCUGGUGGGCAGCAUGGCCUCCCAGCCACUGUGCUGCCCAGAAAGAAUGGACAGCGUAGGGCAGGGAACAAGCAGCCAGGGAAGAAGUUGGUUAUGACAGCACUGCUGUGGCCAGAAACACGAAAAUGCAGGCCCAGAAAAGAUACUUUGAACUGUUCAUAUUUAUUCUUAAGAAAUAAUACUGUUAGGUAAAGAGAAAAAAAAAAAAAAAAACGUAAUAAAGAGAUUAUUUUUAUAUGUGUUCAGAUAUGAUAAUGAUUUAUUUUAAAUACCUGUUACUGUCUGAUGCUCCCUAGUGAUGUUUAAGUCAUUGUCUCUCACUGCUUGAGUGGUUUUGUUCCUCUACAAUGAAUUAGGAACAGUAUAUUCUGGUUAUUAACAGCUGCAUCAAGAAUUUGGGUAACUACAGUUAUAGUUUUGUUCAAGAUUCUUUAUUAAAUCCUGCCUGAAUUAUUAUUACAGUUAAGGAUAACUUUAGUUUUUAACUUUAAAUUUUUGACUUGGAAGUUUGUGACCCAGUUGCUCAUUACUCAGUCAAUCUGCUCACCUGCUGAAGUUGUGAAUUUUCUACCAAAGAAGACAGCUUUGCAGGAACUGCUGACUAACCAGUGAAAAUCAGCCAUCAUUCAAGGCUGCGGGCCAGCCUUCAGCUCCAGUGUGUUUCUGAAGGAGUAACUUCAAAGUUAAUUUCCACUUGACAAGACACCUCUGCCUUCAGACUUCAAAAGUACCAAACACCUACAAAUUUAUGUGUUCGAUAGAAAGAAGAGACAAUGGUCACUUCUGGAAGCGAUGUUUGCAGUCCUCUCCAAUCAAUUUUUCGUGAACUUUGUGUCAAGUAUCUUCUUGGUCACUCGUCUGAUAAUCAUUCUGCUUCUGCAGGGGAGCAUUUAUUAGAAGAUACUAGUGGUUUAUGCUGCAGGGCCAUAAGCUGCUAUCUUGAUGUUUAGAAAAAUCUUUUCUGGCUCUUCAGCUCCAAAUCCCAUUAAAUAAUUGGUUCAGUCA
Molecule: messenger RNA, 5881 nt
Organism: Strigops habroptila (Kakapo)
Lineage: Eukaryota; Metazoa; Chordata; Aves; Psittaciformes; Psittacidae
Gene: ZBTB2
Product: zinc finger and BTB domain containing 2
Exons: 3
Coding region: 652-2187 (511 amino acids)
Biological process (GO): regulation of transcription by RNA polymerase II
Cellular component (GO): nucleus
Molecular function (GO): protein binding; DNA-binding transcription factor activity, RNA polymerase II-specific; RNA polymerase II cis-regulatory region sequence-specific DNA binding
Source: RefSeq, a predicted model, not a curated record